AUGACACCUGCUGUUAACAUCACUAAACUCCAUCCCAAGGGUGUUGAGCCAAAUCCAGAUCACACUGAAUUUGAAGAGGAGAUCUACGAAACUGCCAAUAUCGACUAUACUCGAGUCCAUAUUCAACACAAUCCUUCAGUUGCUUCUCUUUAUGAAGAUGCUCUUGUUUAUGAAUCUGGUUCUGCCAUCAACUCGACUGGUGCUCUUGUCGCUUCUUCUGGUAAGAAGACUGGUCGUUCUCCUAAGGACAAACGUAUUGUCGACGAACCUUCAUCUGUCGACAAGAUCUGGUGGGGUCCUGUUAACAAGAAGUUGAGCGAGAACUCUUGGUUGAUUAACCGUGAGCGUGCUAUUGACUAUUUGAACACCCGUUCUAGAAUCUAUGUUGUUGAUGCUUAUGCUGGUUGGGAUCCUAAGUACCGUAUCAAGGUCCGUGUUGUCUGUGCUCGUGCUUACCACGCUUUGUUCAUGAGAAACAUGCUGAUUCGUCCUACUGAAAAGGAGCUUGCCAACUUUGGAAAGCCCGAUUUCACUAUCUACAAUGCUGGUGCCUUCCCUGCUAACCGUUAUACUUCUGGUAUGACCAGUAAUACGUCUGUUGACAUCAACUUCAAGGAGAUGGAGAUGCUUAUUCUCGGUACCGAGUAUGCUGGUGAGAUGAAAAAGGGUAUUUUCACCGUCAUGUUCUACCUCAUGCCUGUUAUGCAUAACGUUCUCACGUUACAUUCGUCUGCUAACGAGGGUCCUGAAAAGGGUGAUGUCACUGUUUUCUUCGGUCUUUCUGGUACUGGUAAGACUACUUUGUCGGCUGAUCCUCACCGUUUGUUGAUUGGUGAUGACGAACACUGUUGGUCAGAUGAUGGUGUGUUCAACAUCGAGGGUGGUUGUUAUGCCAAGUGUGUUGGUUUGUCGGCCGAGAAGGAGCCUGAUAUUUUCAACUCUAUCAAGUUCGGUUCGGUUUUGGAGAACGUUGUUUUCAACCCCGAUACUCGUGUUGUUGAUUAUAACGACACUACCUUGACAGAGAACACCAGAUGUUCAUACCCCAUUGAGUACAUUCCCAAUGCCAAGAUUCCUUGUUUGACCAAUAACCACCCAACCAACAUCAUUCUGUUGACCUGUGAUGCCCGUGGUGUGAUUCCUCCUAUUUCCAAGCUCACUAACGAGCAAGUCAUGUACCACUUCAUCUCUGGUUACACUUCGAAGAUGGCCGGUACUGAAGAGGGUGUCACUGAGCCCGAAGCCACCUUCUCUGCUUGUUUCGGUCAACCUUUCUUGGUGUUACACCCCAUGCAAUACGCUCAAAUGCUUUCUGACAAGAUCACCAAGCACAAGGCUAAUGCCUGGUUGCUCAAUACUGGAUGGAUUGGUGCUUCUGUCACUUCUGGCGGUAAGAGAUGUCCUCUUAAGUACACUCGUGCUAUUCUUGAUGCCAUUCACUCUGGCGAGCUUGCCAAGGCCAACUACGAGACUUUUGAUGUGUUCGGAUUCCAAAUCCCCACCUCUGUUCCCAAUGUCCCUGCCAACAUCCUCAACCCCGCCAGAUCGUGGACUCUUGGUGCCGACGACUUCAAGGUCGAGGUCAACAAACUCGGUUCGCUCUUCCAAAACAACUUCGAGACCUACAAGUCCAGAGCUACUCCCGAAGUCAUUGCCGCCGGUCCUAGACUCUAA
Sugiyamaella lignohabitans is the source of this 1674-nucleotide messenger RNA. It is a transcript of the gene PCK1, whose product is annotated as phosphoenolpyruvate carboxykinase PCK1. The record is from RefSeq and is a predicted model, not a curated record. Gene Ontology annotation, biological process: gluconeogenesis. Bases 1 to 1674 code for a protein of 557 amino acids. Gene Ontology annotation, cellular component: cytosol. Gene Ontology annotation, molecular function: phosphoenolpyruvate carboxykinase (ATP) activity; ATP binding. Lineage: Eukaryota; Fungi; Ascomycota; Dipodascomycetes; Dipodascales; Trichomonascaceae. The transcript has a single exon.